This is a messenger RNA of Bacillus rossius redtenbacheri, 2689 nucleotides long. Its product is annotated as ER degradation-enhancing alpha-mannosidase-like protein 2. Bases 121 to 2496 code for a protein of 791 amino acids. The transcript is spliced from 9 exons. Gene Ontology annotation, molecular function: calcium ion binding; mannosyl-oligosaccharide 1,2-alpha-mannosidase activity. Gene Ontology annotation, biological process: endoplasmic reticulum mannose trimming; mannose trimming involved in glycoprotein ERAD pathway; carbohydrate metabolic process. Gene Ontology annotation, cellular component: endoplasmic reticulum; membrane. The record is from RefSeq and is a predicted model, not a curated record. Lineage: Eukaryota; Metazoa; Arthropoda; Insecta; Phasmatodea; Bacillidae.
AUAUACUCUAUGCCGUUAACCAUAAACAAAACAAAAAGCUUAUAAUUAUGUAAAGUGUUGGCUAAUAUUUAUACGUUUAAAUUUUUUUAUUAACUAUCAGCUAACUGCUUGUGAGUUACGAUGUAUUUAUGUAAUGCUGUGUGUGUGUUGGGAAUUAGUCUUUGUAUAUUCAGUACAGCAUUAACUUAUGAUUUUAGGAAGUUUACUAAACAGGAUUUGAAGUUACUUAGAGAAGAAGUACGAGAGAUGUUUCAACAUGCUUAUGAUAGCUAUCUAAAAUAUGCAUACCCUUAUGAUGAACUACGCCCACUGAGCUGUGAUGGCAUAGACACUUGGGGAAGUUAUUCCCUCACACUUAUUGAUGCAUUGGACACCUUAGCAGUGAUGGGCAACUAUUCAGAGUUCCAGAGGGUUGUGAAAAUAGUUACUGCUAGAGCAAACUUCGAUGCCAACAUUAAUGUUUCUGUUUUUGAAACAAACAUUCGUAUCAUAGGAGGGCUACUCAGUGCACAUCUGUUUUCUCACCGCGCAGGCGUGCCGGUGGAGCCGGGUUGGCCGUGCAACGGUCCCCUGCUGCAGCUGGCAGAGGACGUGGCCCGCCGCCUGAUGGCAGCGUUCGACACGGCCACCGGCAUGCCCUACGGCACGGUGAACCUGCGGCACGGAGUUCCCGAGGGCGAGACCAGCAUCACCUGCACCGCCGGCAUUGGCACCUUCAUCCUCGAGAUGGGGACGCUGUCUCGGCUCACCGGGGAUCCCUUGUUCGAGGAGGUCGCGAUGAACGCCCUGUACGCGCUGCACGACCACCGCUCGCCCAUCGGCCUGGUGGGCAACCACGUAGACGUGCAGACGGGACGCUGGACGGCGCAAGACGCCGGCAUCGGCGCCGGCGUCGACUCCUACUACGAGUACCUGGCCAAGGGAGCCAUCCUGCUGCAGCGGCCGGAGCUGAUGCGCAUGUUCGAGGAGGGCCGGGCGGCCAUCGACAAGUACCUCAAGAGAGACGACUGGCACGUCUGGGUGUCCAUGUCCAAGGGCCAGGUCACACUGCCCGUGUUCCAGUCGCUCGAAGCCUACUGGCCUGGCGUGCUCAGCUUGAUAGGUGAUGUUAACAAAGCAAUGAAAACCCUUCACAACUACCACCAAGUGUGGAAACAGUAUGGCUUUACUCCUGAAUAUUACAAUAUUCCACAGGCGGAGGCUGGCUCAAAUCGAGAAGGCUACCCAUUGCGACCUGAGUUGGUUGAAAGUGUAAUGUACCUCUACAGAGCAACAGGUGACCCGUACUUGCUGGAAGUUGGUAUAGAUAUUUUGCGCAGCAUACAGCAUAGUGCUCACACUCCCUGUGGAUAUGCAACCAUUAAGGAUGUACGUGACCACAGGAAAGAAGACAGAAUGGAGUCUUUCUUCCUGGCAGAGACUACAAAAUACCUGUACCUAUUGUUUGAUCCUGAGAAUUUUAUCCACAACAAAGGGCAGCACGGAACUGUGAUAAACACUCCCUGGGGGGACUGCGUGCUUGAAGCUGGAGGGUACAUAUUUAACACAGAAGCCCAUCCAAUCGACCCUGGCGCCCUGCAUUGCUGCAGUGGCCACAGGCUGUCCGACGUCCAGAACAUGUUGCACACUUCUGACAAGGUCAGGGAAACAUUGCAGGGAGACCAGCUAAGCACGCUAAGGAACCGGCGAAAGUCCACUUCACCUGCAGCUUCGAAGGUUGCCGAGCCAGACUCUGAACAACCUAUGAAAGUGGAUAUUGAACAAUUUAAUAGUGCAGAGAUGAAGGUAAAAGAAGCAUUUUUGAAACAAUUACAAAAUGAGCUGGCUGAAGCUUCAGUUGAUGAUCUUCCUGAAGAAGAAAGUAAUGAAAUUGAGAAAGUUCCAAGUGUAUCUAAUGGCGAUGGAUUUGGUUCAACAAAGACUGGGUUGGAAAGUAGUGGUGAACGAGUGACUGAAGAUGAAAUCAAAACUGACUUACUUGAACCUGUAACUGAGGUUAUAGCUGACUACAAAGUAGAAAGUUCAAUAAAAAUUCCAGAAAAGGGAAAGAUGAAAUCCACGUCUGAGAGCUUACAUACAGUAAAUAAUGCCAAAGAUGCUCUAGAAUACCGUGCUGAUGAUAGUGAUAAAGUAUGUAUUGUUAGGAACCCUAGUGUGACUGAGACCAAAGUGAACUUUUCUGAUUUUGCUACCAUUGAAGAUGAACGUGACUUCAUUGCAACAGAAAAGGACCAGAAGAAAUCUGUAACUUCUCUUGAUGUGUCCAGAAUUGAACCGUUCCCAAGUUUUCCAGAGUUUCUAAAGCAAUUUUUACAGUAUAAAUUACCUUUAAAAGCACAGUUUGACCCUCAAAUACUAUUAGAAAAAAUUUGUGUCAGUAAAAGGUACGAACCCAAUGUGACAUGGGUAAAAAGUUAUGAGGUCUUGUCAUGUCCAGCUCAACAAUUUUUACAAAGAUUAUCUAUGUCUGGUGAAAUGUUUGGAGCAACUUAUUAGUAUGUGAAAGGAAUCUUUGUAAUAAAAGAAUACUUACUCAUUCUGUGGUCCUGUUAAAUCUGAUCAACUUCAGUUAGGCUUAUCAUAGGUUAAAGAACAAGUGGUGGUAUUAUGACUCAUAUUUAGUCAAUGUUUUGCUAGCCAAACCCUGACUAAGUGUGUGGUGGUAAUAAAGUGAACUAGAAUUUGGUAA